Messenger RNA from Punica granatum (pomegranate), 1381 nucleotides. The record is from RefSeq and is a predicted model, not a curated record. NCBI's taxonomy places the organism in Eukaryota, Viridiplantae, Streptophyta, Magnoliopsida, Myrtales, Lythraceae.
UCGGCCCAGUCUCCUGCCCUGAAAAUUUUCCGACACACGCCAUAGAUUAGCGCCUGGCGGAGAGGAGAGGGGUUAGAUAAAGCAGAAGUACACUCUUGCUUCUGCAAAUUGAAGGAGGAUGGCCCACGGCGGGUACGGGAAACGGAGGGUUAAGCCGGCGGGUGGGCGGCGGUCGAAGGGGCCGGCGGUGGAGAAGAAGCCUAAACCUAAGACCGUCUCUCUCAAGAACCAGAUUCGGUCCGUAGAACGCAUGCUCCGCAAGGAUCUCCCUCCUGAAGUCAGAGAGGCUCAAGAAAAGAAGUUAGAAGGAUUAAAGAAACAGCAGGAGAUUCAUACUCGUUUAGCUGUCGAAAAGAAGAUAUUUCUACGAGACAGAAAGAUCAAAUUUUUCGAGAGAAGGAAGAUUGAAAGAAGAAUACGACGACUUGAGAAAAUGCAACGCAGUUCAUCUGGUCCUGAACAGGAUGCAGAGAUCACUGAGCAGCUGGCUAAGUUGAAAGAAGAUCUCGAAUAUGUUAGGUUUUUUCCCAAGACAGAGAAAUAUGUAUCUUUGUUUACUGGAGACGAUGACUUGGAGGUGGUUGACCGGAGAAAUGGGUUGCGUAAGCAGAUCAAGGCGAACUUAAUUGCUGCUGCAGCUAGCGGGAAGGAUUUGGAAGAGACAGGCAGUGAAGAUGAUGGGCUUCUGGAUCUAAGUGAAGAUGAUUUCUUUAUGUCUGGAAGCUCAAGUGAUGAAGCUGAUGCAGAUGAUGAAUGGACAGAUAAGAGUGCAAGGGAGCAGGCAUCCAGUACUUCAGGAAAGGGGGCAUCGGGCAUGUCCAGUGAUGAGAGAAAUCAGAGGCAAACUUCUGCUAGAGCUCUGAUGCCUCCACCACGGCCAUCAAAUAAGUCAGUUUCGAAUUCUUUUCGUGGUAAAUCGAGGUUUGGUCCUUCCUCGAGCAGAAACUCAUCGAGCAAUCAGGCUGACGUGUCUACUUCUGCCAGCAACACCUCAAAUAGCAGGGGCAUCUCUUUUAAUGCUCGGGAAUCAUCAAACUCGAGGAUAGGAGGUCAUGCUAGCAAUUUGAGUUCCAACUCUGAUGCUCACAAACCAAGAAGAAAGAGAAGGCCGAAGAAGAAAAAGCAGCAGGCAUGAUUUUGAGGCAAUUUAACAGCUCAAACUGACUUUCUUGGUGAGUCGUUUGCACCAAAUAUCCUUAAUAGUUUUUUCUAGCUCAUACUGUGGCAAAGACCAUCUGUAAUCUGUUUAGAAUUCUGUGGUUUGACUAUCAAAAAGCUUUCUGUAUAUUGAAUGUUGAUCAUGAUUUUAUGUUUUUCAAGAAAAAGGGUUUCUCUCGAACGUUAAAUGUCUUCUCACUGGACAUUUAUUGCUGUUCACUUA